This is a messenger RNA of Physcomitrium patens, 3109 nucleotides long. The record is from RefSeq and is a predicted model, not a curated record. NCBI's taxonomy places the organism in Eukaryota, Viridiplantae, Streptophyta, Bryopsida, Funariales, Funariaceae.
CUGAAAAGAGACCCAAUUGCAGCUCUGCAGCUUCCCUGCUUCAAAGAGGAAGAGAUGAUGAAGAAGAAGACGUUGAAGAUGGCGAAGAUGGCAGAGACAGCAGCAGCACCCUGCAUCGGCACAAUCUUCACUUGAGCUGUCAUGUGAUGAGUGUCUGAGAACUGGGUGACAUUUUCUUUCAGCUUCUGCAGCAGCAGCAGCAGUCUCUGUAGCAUUUCAUCACUGAUCUUGCUUGCCAAAGGGUGCCCCUCAAUAUCAUCUCAUGAUGCCCAGGAGCACUUGCAAGAAAGCCUAAGCCUCAGCUGGUUUGCUUGUGCAGCUCCUUUCACUGAUUCUCUGUGAGUAGGAGUGCGAGGAGGAGCUCAUUAAUCCGUGACCACUCACUGAUGGGAAGCAAAACACCAUCGUGAGUGCGGUUGGGCAAUGGACGUCUGAUCCUCUGCACUGGCGCAGAGGUGGUGGUUGUCAUGUGGCAGCCAGGUGGGUGUGAAGAGGAUGGUAUGUGUGAAGGUGAGAGAGAGGGAGAGGAGAAGGGCUUUAGAGGUUUUUGUGAAGGCCCUGAUCGGAUGCAUCUUGAUGGAGGACAUUGCAUCGGUCGGUACUGGUUGCGAGGGGAUUCGAGCGGAUCUCGCAUCUGGGUAUGUCUCCUCUCUAAACUUCUAUUCUCGCAAGUGAGAGGAUGUGAACUCAUUGUUAGUUGGAUACCUAAUGGUAUUGGCCUCGGUUGAUGCGAGUGCCCUUGCGGAGGAUUGAGGUUCAUGGAUUUUUCCUUAGUCUUGGACGCGUUGAACAAACGUUGUUCACCUUUGGCACAUUUCUUGCUGACUACAAUCAGAGUUUUGUAAGGAUUCUUUGCAUGUACCAUCCUUUAAACUUUCCAACCAACCUCAAACAGUAACCGAAUUUUUGAAUGUCAUCUUCCGGCAUAACCGAGCUGCAUACUGUCCUAUAGCGUGGGGGUGUCGCAACUACAUCGUGCGCAAAGACUGAGUGUGAUCAUUUUUGGGUAGAGCAGACCUUGUGCAAUAUUGCGCUUGAAGGUAGGCUAACAGUGUUGCUGAGUAAUCCUUUCGUGACGCUUCCGGAUCAAGGCUAUGAACAUGGUCAACAUCUAGAAUCUUCAAGAGCAAUACUUGCAAGACUUCGUCAUCCUUUCUACAUUUUGAGCUCAACUGUUCUAGGUGUUAGCCUAACUCAUUCCCACUGCAACACCAUUUUGGCAGUUGUAGAGUAUGUACAUUUGGGAAUGGCUUACAAAAUCUGUUUCUUGAAUACGGAUCCAUAGUAGUCCUCAAGCUGUAAUCAGAAUCCACACUACUGCUUUAGUUUUGGAUAUAUUUCUCUUUGUCGAUGCAGCACUUUUGGUAGAAGAGUUUUUUAACAAGUGUUGCACCCAAGAAUGCCAGGGCAAAAUGGAGCAGAAACCACCCAUUUUAAGGAGUUGACAAAUACGUGUUCUCAACAUUAAUGUAGAAACCGCCAAUAUGUUGAAAAGGAGCAGAUGCAUAAUGACCUCCGCACCAACAACUAUGCUAUGAAGCCUGUGGGAAUUGAUCAUUUCGGGUAUGAAGGGACAAGGUAUACUGUUUUGCAACUGCAUUUGUUCGUGGCAACCUGUACGAGUAGUUCAUGGUGAUGGUCAUGUUCGAAGCUUAAAUCGGCCUAUCACUGUGGGAGAAUUCUUAAAACGCCAUCCUCAUCACUUCGUCUGUAAGCCCACGGCAGAUGGACCUCUUUACCACAGCGGCAUGUUACCCUUGGACAUGGAGCUUGAGGAGGGCAAUAUAUAUCUUCUCCUUCCCCUCCCCCGGUUACUCCCCCACCUCGCCAGCACGUUUCCUGACCCUCUUCCUUGCCCAUGCUUCUCUAACCGAGAAGCCAUGUAUUUAAGCUCAAAUCCAGCUCACAUGCAUGAGGGGAAUCAUGCAGAACUCAAGACUUUAAGUGAAGAACAUUCGAUAGGGAGGAAUUGGUCCAUUGUCAAGAGUCACGGCCAGUUCCUGGUGAUCGCUACCAAAGUACGGAAUCUUAGGCACCGAGUAGCCAUUUCGAAGCCCAUUAGGUCGUUGAUUCGUAUGAGCCAAAGAAUACUCCCUGAGAGACUACUGCUUCGAUCAUCUUUUCACAAACUGAAGAAUGAACACUCGAAGUCAUCUUCAUCCUCAUCAGUUGUUGGGAAAUCUGUGCAAUACUGCACACGGAAUCGGUGGAGGCCAGGCUUGGAGUGCAUAUCUGAGGUUGGCUCGGUCACGGGUUUGCUGCGAGACUGAGAUCAGUGGCUAAUGACCAAUUUGGUUGUUGGUGGAAAUUGUUGGAACAAUAAGGUUUGCGAUCGUCGUGUAAUCAAACUUACGAUCCAAGGUGUGUUUACGACUGGAACCUUCAUCCCGACAACGAUAAUUGCCGUGGCCAAGACGAUAUGCGAUCAACAGCUUAUACUGAAUUAUCUGAACUCUUCAUUUUUUGCAAAUCUAGUGAAUGCAGUCAAGUGAUAAUUAUUGGCACAAUUAACAGAUGAACGAUGGAGGUCAAAACACAUCAGUUUCGAAGCUCCGGGCACCAAGUCUACAGCAUCUUGGUUGUUAGUUAAUGAAGGAAAAUAGGUUGAGAGACGGGAUCGAACUUUUCCUGCUACAAUCAUUGAAAUAUCCGACGACUGUGAGAUAUCUGAGUUGAACUGGUCACCUUGAAUACUAUUUGAAAACACGUCAUGGGGAGAUGUGGAUUUCUCCUUCUCUACUAAAGUGGACAGAAUCCUCUUCUCCAAUGGAGAUUCUACAAGCUCACAAAUGAUCAACCAUAAACAUACCAUAGGUACACUUUUUUCUUUUUCUUUCGACACUCUUUGUAUCUACAAGUAUUGAAACCAUGAAACAUUUCGACGUUUGAAUUCCUUGUACGUAGAAAAAUCAGUCCAGGGAUGGUAUUGACAAUUUGACUCUCCCUCACUUUUUCAAUGCCGCCUCUGUUUCCACCAACUGAAGAACUCGUGUUUGUACCCACAAGUGACCUCUCCUGGUGAAGCACUGAAAUUUUCCAUCCUUUGCUUUCUUUGUAAGGUCCUUCGCAUUGUAAUAAACAAUACCUGUGCGUUGUCUUCUGUGUCUUA